Anisakis simplex (herring worm) is the source of this 5979-nucleotide messenger RNA. Lineage: Eukaryota; Metazoa; Nematoda; Chromadorea; Rhabditida; Anisakidae. The record is from the annotation of a GenBank genome assembly.
AUGUGCGUGAAAGGCGUUAGUGAACGACGAUUAGUACGAUUAUUGCUAUUAUGGGUGUUAUGCGGCGUAAUGGUACCGCGUUGUGCGGGCAGUGCCGUCCUGAAAGAAGCUGGCGGCAUUGGCCCGACCGAGAUGAAGUUCGAUCUGCCGGUUAUGGCCACCGCAUUCGUGCAGACUGGCAACGAGUUGCAUUAUUUCUCAGAUGUCGAGUACCACGAAAACCUCAUCGGAGGUGCUCCUGUCAAGAGUGUAUCGAAAUGCAGGUCAAUCGGCGUACCGCAUCAACAAAAGGUACGCAUUCAUAAUCCAACCGCAUCUACAGUCCGAUUCGAUGCUAUUUCCGGAUCGACUGUCCAUUUUCACUGCUCGUUCCCUGAACAUAAGACGGUGAAUCCGGGCGAAUCGACGUCGUUCGAUGUGGUAUUCUUGCCACGGCAGGAAGGUCCUAUCGACAACGUUUUAUUUGUUCAUUCAUCACUUGGUACAUUCACUUAUACUGUUCGGGGGAAUGGUGCGUCGAAUCCGUACCGAAUACGACCGUUCGUCGGUGCGAAGGUGCCUCUGAACGGCACGUUCAUCUCGGCCGUGCAACUGCACAACCCACACCCGAACACACUGCGUAUCACCGAAAUGUACACGAGUGGUGCUGAUCUUCACCUCGAGUUACCACUGCUCUCAUCUGAUAAUGUCGAUAACGCGGCCAUUAAAAGCAAUUUAUGGGAAAUAGCACCAUAUCAGACAAAAACAGUGAUGAACGCAAAGAUGUUGGCUGCAAAAGAACGGAACGCAAACGCCUUCAUCAAAAUAAAAACUGAUCUGAAGAGGAAACGAAAUAGAAUCGGCAUAACGGACGGCGAGAAUGAUGCGGAUGAAGAGCAAGAACGAUCCGAAGAAACACUGAUUGUACCUCUUGAGGUGGAAGUAACGAAAAAACGAGGAAUAUUUGCCACAGUGGAUUUGUUAGAUUUUGGAUUGAUAAAGUGGGGUGACAAAUCACCGCAGUUAACUCUCGAAAUUAUUUCGACACUUGAAAAAGGCAUUGACAUCGAGUCGUUAUACGUGGAAAGAAACGAUCAACCAAAUGGUAUCUAUAUGGAGUUCGCUUCUAAGCCUCCGAUUUCAAUUAAAUGUGGCGCUAGGCAACAGCCAGGCGCACCUAAAGCGAUAGCCAAAAUAACGUUCGAUUCGAAACUGCUGAAGCCACCGACGCAUCAAGGAGCGAAAUUGUUACGAUAUAAGGGGAGAAUUAUCGCGGACAGUCGCGGUGGUAAUUACAACGUUUCUGUUCCUUACGUUGCUGCUGUUUAUAGAGGAUCGCUGGAUCAAAGUGCAGAUGAAACUGCAUUCCAUAGUCAGUUAGAGCCACCCGUAUCGCACGGUGUUUCAUUAACGAAUAAUUUACCUUUUGGUAUCGCCAUUUGGAACAUUUCACUGGGUAAAAAUGCACAAAAAUCAUUUGUUGUGAAACUUUUGAGUCGAGUGGUGACGUUGGAAGCAGGCGAAUCUCGACCGGUGUUUUGGUUGAAGUACGCGAAAAAAGAAAGAGAUGAUUUCACAUCGCAUUGCACUCUUCACACCAACGUCACCACAUUCUCUAUACCGAUCGUUAUUUUUAACGGAAAAUUGCGGGUUUAUUUAUAUUCAAUUGAUCAGUCGCAGUUCGAUUUUGGAUUGAUGGAUGCCGGGGAUACAAGAUCGAUUCAGUUCGCAAUAACAAACGAAAACCCGGUUGCCGUUCAAGUGAAACAACUACGAAACGCACUGCCCACAAUGACAUCUCUUCGUUUGUUGGGUAUCGAGGCUGGUAACCAGACGGUACUUUCGAAUACAAAUGAGCGCGAUUUGAGUCAUAUUUGGCAAGAGGGAAUGGAUUUUACAUUGCCUGGUCACAGUUUUGCAGUGUUCAAAUAUACUUUAACGGCGCCGUCUGAUCGAACGGUACUGCGCGAUGUGUUUGUUAUUGAGACUGAUUUCGAGAGAAUGACGUAUCCGGUGAAAUAUUCAUUAGAUGAAGGUGCGGUGGUAUCUGUUCCUGAAAAGUUAACAUUUAGACGUUCUUUUCCGGGUAAAAUGAGUUCACAAGUAUUGCAGGUAUGUGUUUGCAUUUACAAUGCAAAAAGACAGCAGUCAGUCACAUUUCAGAUGUACAGCACAUUCAAGAAGGACAUGCAAGUGCUACGAAUGUCAUCGCUGUCGCACGACCCACGUAUCUUCUUCGAGUCAUUCCCAGCCAAUAACCCACCCGUACUCAAGUCAUCGCAACUCUCGAAUCUCGGCCGUGUGCUUUUCAUGCCUGGUGCAACAUGUACUGAUGAUUGUUAUGUGGGCAUGCCACUGCACACGGCCGAUGGACAGUGGUUUACAUAUGGCAUGAAAUUGCCGCAGAAUUUGGCCGAAAUUGAUUCUUACUUAUAUAAAAGGCUGCGUCGAAAAUGGUUGGCACUGAAGUCGAAUGGCAAGCAUUUGGUGAACGCAACGGUGGUCAUUGAUACUGAUGAUGUGAAACAUUUGAGUGUUCCAGUGCAGGGUGAGCUUGUAUGGCCCCGUCUUCUGACGCGAUCCGUUGUUCAUUUCCCUUUAACGGCUGUCGGGAAUUUCACGAUCGUGAAUCUGACUUUGACGAAUCCGUCAUCACUGCCAGUGGUGGUGCAGUUGCUGCCGUUAGUAAUCUAUCCGGAUGCGGAGACUUUGGUCGAAUUGUUCAAAGAUGAAUUGGAAGAGCCUUUAACAGAUCCGAUUGAAAUGAAUGAAACGUUGAUGUUCUCGUUGAGGGAUACCGAGUUAUUCACACUGAAACGCGAUAGUCCUGUGCCAAAGUUACGCGAACAAUUGGAACGUGUUCUGGGCAUUCAAAUACCGAAAUUCACUCUUUCGAUGAUGCUGCAACCGAGUAUGAAAGUGCGCAUUCGUGUGGGAUUUUUGCCAUCUGAUUACACUCUUCGAUCAUCGUUGCUACUCAUCAGGCUUAUAGUUAGCUUACGCUUACGUCUACAAAAGAUUAAAUUGCAAUCCAAUGAUCCUGGGUUCAAUUUCCGCCUAACCCAUAAACUGUUCACGACACUGACUGUGAAACGGUCGUUUACGGUGGUGAACACGGGCGAGGUGGCAUUCACGAUCGUGAAUAUGAGUCUGAAUAAUAUCGCUUGCGAGAAUCGUGGUUUCAAGAUUCUGAACUGUCAUCCCUUCACACUCGCACCGAAUCAAUCGCAUAUCGUUGACAUCGCGUAUACACCAGACUUUUUGAUGUCGUGGAAUGAAGCGGCAUUGCAGUUCUACAUGCAUAUGAAUGGAACAUCGUGGCUGUUCCCACUGGGUGCGUCGGUACCAAGACAUUUACUAUCCAAGUGUCAUUCCGCAUUGCCGAGACCGCCGUUCGAGAGCUUGAUGUACUAUUCGUGUCCGUCACCGUCAUCGAAAAACGAACGAAAUCGUGUCACAAAAGCGAAAGCUCCGGUCGUAAAGAGUAUUCAUGUGCAAACGAACAACAACUUCUAUGCGAAACGUGGCUCCACGAAGACAUCGACCGCAGAUACCACCACAUCUACAGAUGGCAAUAUUAUGUCUUAUUACAAGACUAUUUCAGGACGAUUGAUAGUUUCGUUUGAUCGUGAUACGAGACGAAACGUCAAUAAAGGCAGUGCUGCAAAAUCAAAUGAAGCAAACGGCAGGAAUCCGUCGAAGAAUAGUCCCAAAAUAAAUGGAGAAAUUAGAAGUACCAAGAAAAAGGGAAGAAACUCGUCGCGAACAAGUAGCUCAUCGCAGUCGCAACGCACCAAAUCCACCGAUCCAUCACCGUCGAGUGCACGCCGUGAACCAGCGAUCAGCAAAUCAGAUAAUUCCAAUCAAACUGCACUCAUUAACAGCAAUGUUCAGAAUUGGAUUGAAAAUGUCGAUUAUGGUAUUGUGACGAAGCAACAACAGCAGCCACCAAAGGUAUCUGCUGCUCAGAGAACCGAUGGAGGAAGGAAGCGAUCUGAGUCCGUAUCAGACGCACAACUUAUAUCAUCGAAACAACGAAGUUUGACCAACGACCAGAGCCAAGCGCCAACCGCAAGAACUGAAGCGAUCAUCGAUGGCGAUAUCAGUCGCGAGUUCCAUCAGAAUCAGUUGAAGCAGCACAAAGAAGGAUUGAGUAGAAGUGGUGAUGAGUUAACGACGAAGAGAUCAAAAGCAACAAGAGCAUCGAACGAACCGAUGAAGUUAGGGUCAAAUCUGUUCACUAGAACAACCGUUCGUAAGUCAAAUUCACUGGAGCCAUCGGCUGCAUUCGAAUCGGCAGGUGAUAUGGAAGAACGAGGAACGGCGAGUAGUAUAAGUAGUGGUGAUGUGGACAGUGAUAUCUUGUCAUCGGGUGGAGGAUACGUUUGUGAUAUCAGCGAUAAGAUGGUCAGUGAUCAGCAUUCACAUGCACGUUUGAACAGUGGUGCGGAGUGUGACGCGAGAAACUGGACACACUCAAGACAGUCACUUGACGAAAGGUCUGAAGCUGGUUUGAGUGAUGCAAGCGCAGCACCUGAAUGGGCUGAUUCAAAUCUGGCAAAUAGUUUAGAAGGGAACGUCGAUGAGGAUUUCAGUGCACUGGCAAUGGCUGCAGCAUGUUUGUUCGAUGCUAACGAUAAGAAUGGCGACACGAAUAAAGAAUACGACUAUUCGCUCGCGAACCAACAACAAUCGCAGCACAAAACAGCGAAACAGUCAUCGAGAAGAAAUGCAAAAAAGAAAUACAAUGCGCAUACGAACGCUAACAAUCUCUAUCCUGUGAAAGCCAAUAAACAGAGUGCUGCCUCAUCUCGAAGUGCAUCGUGUUCGUCGAUGGAUGCGACGAAUUCAGCGUCACGAAACAAAGAUUUACCAACUCAAUCGCCACAAACCAACAAGAACGAUGCCGUUUAUCACGCUAAUCAAUCGCAUCCCUAUCAACCAAUUCCCAAUCAACAACAACCACAACAACAACCUUAUUCCAAACAACGUCGCAGAUCAUCGCAGCAACAAAAAUCCUCUCAACAAUUGAACAUACCACCGUUCAACAGGUCUGCUGAGAAGCCAGGCGGCGCUUUGAAACCGAGUGCUUUCAUUCAACAACUCCAAAUGGAACGUAAAACUGCCGAAGAGAAGUAUCUGAAGAAGAAAAAGAAAAACAAAUCGAAUGCCGCCGCAGCAGCAGCAGUAGAAGAUGCAUCGCGGGAAGUUUGGCCAGGCUUCAAUCUGAAAUUGCCAGCGUUGGCCGAGAAUCUGUGGGAUAUGGAGUACGAGAUGAGUGGUGAAGUGGUGGGGUGCGGCGAUGUGAAUGCAACACGCUCUCAACAAAGAUCGUCGAUGUCUCGAUGGAAUCAACAGCAUCAGCAGCAGAAUAUCGGUGACAGCGAUGGUACGACCUCAAGUCAGUCAUCAGUAUGGCCGUUGAGACCGCCAACAAAUCGAGCGGCUAGUGGCAGUAAAAGCAGCAGUACGGACGCAGUGGCGCAGUCGGUGCGAGCAUUCCGCCUGAACCCUCAAGCACAACCGUUCUUCAUCGAUGCCACUGCCCCUUGUGCUGCUGCUGGCACCAACAAUACGCCCGUUCAACCGGCACUAGGCGUAGCCGCCGCAACAACAACAGCAACUGAUACCACCGCAGAUUCAUCAUCGGUGAUCAUGAAACUGCUUACAGAUGCCAACAUCAGCAUGAAUAACACCUCAGCUGCGACCGUCCAGAAUCAGGGCGCCACUUCACGAUUGGGCGCGGGAUCAGUGCCAUCGACGAGUGGCUUAUUUGAUGGUUUGAUGGACGAUCCGUUGGGUUUGUCUGGAAGUUUAUUCGGUCGGGGUGCGACAAAUAUCUGGGCGAGUGGAUUAUCCUCGUCCGCAACAACGACGACGAACCCGCUGAAUGAUCUGAGUGCGAAUACACCCUCAGAGGGCAGCAAUGCCGAUACCAACUCUGCAGCUAUCUUUUGGGCUGAGCAAUUCCUGGCCGAUCAAGAAAAUGACAACAAAUGA